Mycotypha africana is the source of this 1680-nucleotide messenger RNA. RefSeq names its product kinase-like domain-containing protein. Lineage: Eukaryota; Fungi; Mucoromycota; Mucoromycetes; Mucorales; Mycotyphaceae. Gene Ontology annotation, biological process: intracellular signal transduction; protein phosphorylation. The transcript has 3 exons. The record is from RefSeq and is a predicted model, not a curated record. Bases 1 to 1680 code for a protein of 559 amino acids. Gene Ontology annotation, molecular function: protein serine/threonine kinase activity; ATP binding.
AUGCUUCACCUCGUAAAUCAACGGUAUGAUAUUGUGACUCCAGAUAGAUCUGUUCCUUCAAGCCCGACACUGUCACCAGCUGUUGUAACUCAUACAGUUGCCACCAGCGGUAAAUCUGAAAGGAAUUCCUGGGACCCUUCAGCUGUCGAUUUAUCAGAAUUAUCAAAACUAUUACUCAGUACCAACAGAAAAAAUACCAAAGCUCGACCUCGUUCACAAUUAUUCCAAGCCUCUAAACCACCCUCACCGACACUCUCUACGUCAUCUGCAGAACCUACCUUUUACGUAAACUCCAGCGCAGUUGCGCCUAUUUUAUCACAUCAUCAUCUUCAGCAGAAACAACAACAGCAACGUCCAAACUUACAUCAUCGACCUGCAAGCUGUAACACUCCAUCCCAAUUUAUAUUCAGAAAGCCUGAAUAUGAUGAACGAUAUCAUCAAACCCAUUUUCAUAGAAGUAGUCAGAAGCAACACGAUAAAAACGAUCUAUUUUUGGCAUGGUCUGAUUUACGUCGAUUCUUCGUAAACUCGCAGAAUUCUGGACCUGUGUCACCUACAUCACCGACUCAGUCGCAUCAUUCACAAGAGGACCUUUUCAAUACUGCUACUAAGUUUGAUACAACAUUUGCUAAUCAAUUUCGUAGAGGCAUUGGUGGAAGAUAUGGAACCUGGGGCAAAUAUAUUGGUAAAGGAGCAGGUGGUUCGGUAAGAUUAAUUAGAAGAGCUUCAGAUCAGAAAACAUUUGCAGUAAAGCAAUUUCGAAAGCGAUUACCAACAGAAAGCGAAAAAGAUUAUGUAAAAAAAGUGACAGCAGAAUUCUGCAUAGGAUCAACCCUACAUCAUCCAAAUAUUAUUGAAACACUGGAUAUUAUACAAGAAGGGUCAGUUUUUUACGAAAUAAUGGAAUAUGCACCCAAUGACUUAUUUAAUGUUGUGAUGAGCGGCAUGAUGUCGAGAGAAGAAAUUGCCUGUUGUUGGCGCCAGUUACUAAAUGGGGUACAAUAUUUACAGUCAAUGGGGAUUGCACACCGAGAUCUCAAAUUAGAUAAUCUUGUCUUGGAUCAUCACGGUAUUUUAAAGAUCAUUGAUUUUGGCUGCUCCACCGUUUAUAAAUACCCUUUUGAGGAUACAAUCAAUUUCACAAAAGGUAUUUAUGGUUCAGACCCUUACAUUGCACCUGAACAGUACACACAAACAACCUAUGAUCCUCGAUUAGCAGACAUUUGGUCUUGUGCAGUAGUAUUUAUCUGUAUGACCAUUCGUCGAUUUCCUUGGAGGAUACCACGCUUAACAGAUUCAUCUUUUCGCGCUUUUGCUACAAACCAGAAUCAACAACAAUUCCGCCUCCUCAAACUAUUACCACGUGAAGCAAGGCCCGUGAUGGCAAGAAUAUUAGUUAUAGAUCCUAACCGACGCCCUGAUAUCUCAAACAUAUUGGAAGACAAUUGGGUUCAACAAAUCGAUGUUUGCCAAGUUCAUGAUCCCGGUAAAAAUCAUGUCCAUCACGUAUUAACACCCCCUUCACCAACGGAUUCACGAGAUAAUCUUGUUGUCAUUACAACUGAACCGCCGGGAGUAGUUGCAGAGAAGGAAAAGAAGAAACGGCCCAGUAGUAGACCGGCGUCACCUAUACCACCCAAGAUCGAUGUUAUUGCUGUGGGAAAGAAGCCUUCAUCUUAA